AUGUAUUUUAAUUUAACAAAAAUACGCGAUAAUAGAACAUUACAAUUCGCCGAUUUAAGACUUUUUAAAAACUCAUAUAAGACCCAAAAUUAUGAAAAUAGUAAAAAUGAUAACGAUUUUUUUGAGGACAAUUGUGACUUUUAUUUUAUUGAAGUGCAUGAACUAAGAAAAUCUCAAAAUUUGAACCACCAUCUUGUGACCAAAUUAGCUGUCAAUAAGAACUAUGAGGGGUGGGUUACUCUAAAUAUCAGUUCGUUGUUCGAUAAGUGGUUACGUCAUCCGGAAAAAAAUAAUGGAAUUUAUGUUAAUGUUUCGCCAAUGAAUGAUUUUUGCGUAAAUAAAAAUUUGACUUUACGUGACAUUGGAAUCAUUAAUGUUGAGUCGGAACAUAAACGAGACAAGGAUCCAUUUAUUGUAGGAUAUUUGAAAAUGAGCUACGAAAUUGAUGAUAACGAUUCUGGUCUUCAAGAUGAUUCGGACAAUGAAUUCCGGCUGAAACGAGAUUUAAGACGGCUCAUAAUUGACAAAAGUUUUCAUGCUCCAAAAGUACGUAAGCAUGUUGGCCACUACGGUUCGUGUCAAGUGAGACCAUUUAUGAUAUCAUUUUCUGACUUUGGAUGGGCUGAUUUUAUAAUAGCACCUUUGGAGUAUAAGUUAUCAUUUUGUGCGGGUGACUGUUCAUUGUCUAGUUUUAUAACGGAGAGAGAUACUAUGCACAGCUACUUACAAUUAUUAGCUCACAAAGCAUAUCCUGACCGAGUACCAAUUCCGUGUUGUGCUGCUAAAAAAUUCACAGCAAUGAACAUCCUUUACUAUGGUGAUAAUCAGAACAUUGUUCUAGAAAAGAUGAAACGAAUAGCUGUUUCCAGUUGUCAGUGUCUUUGA
Molecule: messenger RNA, 885 nt
Organism: Microplitis mediator
Lineage: Eukaryota; Metazoa; Arthropoda; Insecta; Hymenoptera; Braconidae
Product: protein 60A-like
Exons: 1
Coding region: 1-885 (294 amino acids)
Biological process (GO): BMP signaling pathway; SMAD protein signal transduction
Cellular component (GO): extracellular region
Molecular function (GO): cytokine activity; growth factor activity
Source: RefSeq, a predicted model, not a curated record